GCUUGGCCGAGCUCGCUCGCUCCCGACCUCCCAGCCAACCUUCUCGCAACAUCCGCCGCGACUCGGCACUCGAGCUCCGAGCUCAAUGUCGCCCCACACAGCUUUCCAGCUAGCUGUGCGUCCGUCAUUACGAGGAGCGGCAUUACUUUUCGAACGGUUCGUGGCGGGGCAAUUUGUGGGCUCGACGACGACAACUGCGACGACCUUGACCUUGACGACCGCACCUUCGAGAAAAGGCCUCGCCAGCCUCUCCCUCCCGAGCAGCAGCAGACGAGGCCAGCCCCAAAUACAUACGCCGCAAGCGAUAUGUCUCCGCUGUAGCAUAAAGGCUCUCCGCAGCCCCUCUUUCUCGACUCUCCCGCCGUCCAAACCACCCGGCGAACACCAUGGCAGCCCCCCGCCGUCCUCCAACGAGACGACGUCAUCAUCCCCUGUCGUAGAGGACAAGGACGACGACGGGCGGCGCCCCGCAGCAGCCCAGACCGAGAUCGAAGCCGAGACGACGGACAGCAACCUAGCUGCUGCUCCCGAUGCCGCCCCCCACAAAUACGAACCCGAGCUCCCGUCCCACGCCGAAGGGCAGCGGUCACACUUGUCAGCGCAGAUCAGCAGCUUCAUGGACAACCUGCAGACACGGUUCCUUAACGCGUCGCAGAAGCUCAACGACCUGACGGGCUACUCGGCCAUCGAGGGCAUCAAGGAGCGCAACGUGCGGCUCGAGGAGGGGCUGGCGGCGGCGCAGGCGCGGCUGCGCGCCGCGCGCCACAGCUACAAGGCGCUGACGGCGCACCGCGCGGGCACGCAGCGCGAGGUGACGACGCUGCUCGCGCGCAAGGACACGUGGAACCCGUCGGACCUGGAGCGCUUCACGACGCUGUACCGGCUGGACCACGAGCUCGAGGCGCAGGUGGCGGGCGCGGCGGCGGAGCUGACCGAGGCCGAGACGGACGAGGCCAAGCUGGGCGCGGACCUCAACGCGGGCAUCCUCAAGCGCUACCACGAGGAGCAGAUCUGGAGCGACCGCAUCCGCCGCCAGUCGACCUGGGGCACCUGGGGCCUGAUGGGCGUCAACGUGCUGCUGUUCCUCGUCAUCCAGUUCUUCGCCGAGCCCUGGCGCCGCCGCCGCCUCAUGAAGAGCAUCGCCGACAGCGAGAAGAACGUCAUGGACGAGGUCCGCCAAGAGCUCGGCGAGGUCCGCGCCGCCCUCGAGGCCAGCGGUCUGCGCCAGGCCGCCGCCAGGGACCGGCGUGAGAAGGACGACAAGGCCGCAGAGGCCGCCAUGGUGUCCGCUACCUCAGCAGCGGUAGCAGCAGCUAGGCCCGGCAAGACAUUUACGCCCACAGUGGAGGAGCUGGCACGCAAGGAGCCGCCUGCGCCGCCGGCCCAGCGGCCGUGGACAGAGACGCUCUCGGAUCCGGAGCUGCUCAAAGCGGCCGUGGCGGACGUGUACAGCGAGCGGAGGAUAGACAUGCGGAUGCGGGACGUGUCGCUAGUUGCGCUGGAGGGCGCCGUGGCCGGGGCCAGCGUGGUGGCGGCGGCGCUGGUCUUUAUCUUGUUGCGCAGCGGCAGCAGCAGCCGGACGUGAUGAAGACAUUUUGCUCAUCUCAAUCCUUAUAGAACCCUCCCCUCGCGGUCGAAACAGCCAAGCGUCUUCCAAAUAAGUAUCUACAUGUAUAUAUGUGUACUUUGCUCAUGUACCUACCUGCGUCUUAAAAAGAAAAAUAAACAGCUGUUAAAAGUUAAACACAGAACGAUUGAUCGGUGAAGUGCAAAGGCGAGGUAAGGGGAUAGAAAUGUGGACAGGAAAAUAAAUUAGCAG
Lasiosphaeria miniovina is the source of this 1819-nucleotide messenger RNA. Its product is annotated as Mdm33 family-domain-containing protein. The coding region runs from base 86 to 1585 and encodes 499 amino acids. The record is from RefSeq and is a predicted model, not a curated record. The transcript has a single exon. NCBI's taxonomy places the organism in Eukaryota, Fungi, Ascomycota, Sordariomycetes, Sordariales, Lasiosphaeriaceae. Gene Ontology annotation, biological process: inner mitochondrial membrane organization. Gene Ontology annotation, cellular component: mitochondrial inner membrane.